CCCAAGUGCUCCGCCGGGAUCCAGAUGAAGCACAUCUGGACAGCUGUGCUGAGAAAGUUUGUGGACCCCUUCCAGGCCUACCAUCCGAAAGGCACGUCCCCCACGUUGCCUCCUGCUAGGCACUUAGGACUUACUCACUCACCCAAGAAGCAAUCAGCAGCAACCCAAGCCUGAACCUUUUUCUCUCCCCCUCCCCCAUGCGAGGCGAGGCCACAUCACAUUCAACACAGUUUAAUUUUCAUGGGGCUUUGCUAUCAAAAGAACAGAACCAACAACAAAAGCCCAGCCGCUGUCUGAUCCUCACUGGCUAAGUGAGGAAAGUAAGGUGCUGAGUAACCAGGACAAGCUAGGACAUGGGGAGUUUCAGAGGUCAUGCUCUCCCUGGAACAUUCUUCAUUAUAAUGGGCUUUUGGUGGUGUACAAAGGGUAUCCUGAAAUAUGUCUACAAAAAGCAAACUAAGACCUGCUACCUUAGUUCCAAAACAUUAUUACGUCGAGCAGAGAUAUGGGAAGGAGUUGUCGUGAUUAUCAUGGCUUUUACUGGUAUGGUUGGGGAGCAGUUUACUUCGGGAGGACCCUUUCUCACCCUGUAUAAAGAUGGCCAGUGGUACUUGCUUCUGGAGUGGCAUCACACAACCAUGUACUUCUUCUUUGGGCUACAGGGUGUAGCACAGAUCUUAUGUUUCACUACCAACUUAUUUCCUCUUUCCUUAAGCAAGUUAAUGUUAUCAAAUGCCAUCUUUGUGGAGUCCUUUAUCUUCUUCAACCACACACACGGUCGGGAGAUGCUGGAUAUCUUUGUGCACCAACUUCUGGUCUUCACUACCAUCGUGGCGGGUCUGGUUACCUUCAUGGAGUUCCUCAUGAAAACCAAUGUACUUCUGGAGGUCCUGCGCUCCAGUCUCAUCAUACUACAAGGGACCUGGUUCUGGCAGAUUAGUUUUGUCCUAUACCCCCUUAGUGGAAGACCCACAUGGAAUCUGUCAGAUAUUGAGAAUAAAAUGUUUCUCACCAUGUGCUUUUCUUGGCAUUAUGGAUCAAUCUUUGUCGUCAUCGGAACAAUAUAUGCUUUUAUCACCUGGCUGACAUCUGAGCCUCAUCUACUUAGGGGCCGGGCAGUCUUCAGGAACAGUGCCAGAAUGCAAGGAAAAACUCUGCUUCGUGUCAGCUCCCCUCCAGAGCCAAGAGAAGACUACUGUCUCUUCCUGUUUCAAAAGCCUUCAGAUGCCUAAUAAAUGGCUUGUCCACUUACAGGUUAGUUAAAUCUAGACAUAGGAAGGUCUGCAUCUCAGAAGUUGGACUCCUGAAAAAUGUUGAACGUGAGCAAGAGUCUGAAGAAGAAGUGUGAUGGGCAUCUAGUCUUUCUAGUCUUUCUCUUUUUGCAUUGCCUUUGUUCAUGGCCUUGUUUCUUGACCUUUUGUCUAGAGAGCAGUCGUCUGAGCCUGACUCCAUGCUCUUCGUAUUUCCAGUUUUCUUAAAGUGUUGGACUUGAAACGUCUUACUUUCAGCUUUGAAAGUACCUUGGGUGACAAAUUCACUUUGCAUAUUGUGCAUGCCAUGGUAUUCAGGAGUAAUCAUGAUUUUUUUUCCCAAAGUCAUAUAUAGUUUCGUGUCGAUAUUAUAAAAAUUAUAUAUAUUAUAUAUAUUAUUUUCCUGAUAUAUACCUUCAAGAUUUGUGGUCUUGCCAUCACCUGUACUACAUUAAAUAUUGAAUUUUAUUUGUUUAUCUUGUUGCCACAAUGGAAAAUAAAUAAAUGUGUGCACCUUGGUGCAGAAACAUCAAA
Molecule: messenger RNA, 1784 nt
Organism: Meriones unguiculatus (Mongolian gerbil)
Lineage: Eukaryota; Metazoa; Chordata; Mammalia; Rodentia; Muridae
Product: transmembrane protein 45A
Exons: 7
Coding region: 354-1232 (292 amino acids)
Source: RefSeq, a predicted model, not a curated record